UAAGUAUUAUAAUUUUAUAUAUAUUAAUUAAAUGUAUAAAUUGCUAUUAUAUGAUACUUGAAAAUGAUUGCAAAGGAGAUGAUCUGCGACAAUAUUUUACAUAUUAAACAGAUCGUAUAUAUCUUACCCAAUCUUAAGUACAAAAGAUAAAAACGCGCAAUAUAAAGGACCAAAAUUAAAGUGAUCGAUCGAAAAGGGGACCAUAGACGCAUGCGUGUGUGUGCACGUGUACUCACAUGCGUACAUACAUUUUCAGGGACCAAGUAAAAGAAAUCGAAGAAUUUUAUACACGAUGAUGGAUUGGGGAAUUAGACGAUCAAUUAUGUUCCAUGUACGAAAAAGACCUUCUGACUAUGUGCCUCGGAAACGCAAGAAAAAACCCAGUGGCAAAUGGAAUGAAUUAGAUUACAGAUACGAAGACGAAAGACUCCCCUUUCUGCUAGAACUGAACCCUGAUGGUAGUGAAAUUCCAAAUGGUGCUGGUGUGCGACAUCGGCUGCAGCCAAAUGUAACGGAAGUUGGUUCGGAAAGACCAAUAGGUCCGCAAGCGGUUCAAGCACAAACGCUGACUUUGACGGGACCAACAGUUAUGCCAAGACAUUGCGUAAUUGCUUUUACUGAAAAUAUAGUUACUCUGACACCUUGCUCCAGAGACGCUCAUACUUACGUAAAUAAUCAAAGGAUACACCAGACAACGAUACUUCAGAACGGAGCAAUUGUGAAAUUUGGCAGACUACAUACUUUUAAGUUCAUUGAUCCAGCACCUGAUGAACGUAUUAGACAGAGACAUGAUUCUGCAAAACAAAUUGAAUACGGAUAUGAGCGACGCUCCCCAGACUUGACCAGUCAAGAAACGAAUAUGGAAAGAUAUGGAUCUACAGCUGGAACUUCCAAUAACGGACAAAAUCAAGUUCAAGGUCAGAACCAGGCAACUCAGGACCAAGCUAGCCACCCGUCUAGUCCGAACAAAUCUACAUCUAUUCCUGCUGCUGCUGUCGCUACUGUUUGUCAUGCCCGAAGUCCAACACGUGCACCGGAAUCAACCCACAAUUACGAAACUACUUUUGAUCUUGAUGGAAACGUUGAGACUGCAAGUCUUACCAGUAGCAGAGAUGGUAACAGAACGUUGCAGAAUGAUCGACAAUCACGUGGAACGGAUCCUAUCUUACCAGCUGUAUUAGAAUUUCUCGAAGAAACAGAAGAAACCUUUUUUCAUGCUGUAAUCACAGACGUUGAACCGUCGGCACCACAAUUCAAAUUGGCUCCAACUUAUACACUUUACCUGGCAGCAAGAUAUCGUGCAAGUACGCAUUAUAGACCAGAAUUGCAACCAACUGAGAGAGCUCACAGAUUAACUGUAAUGUUAGCAAACGUUGCUAGUAUGAUUCAACGAGUAAUACAGGAACGAUACAUGGAUGCAUCUUCUUUGGCAUUAUGGUUAGCAAACGGCUCAGAAUUAUUACAUAUGUUGAAAAACGAUCGACAUGUGGGAGCGUUUUCAACGAGAGCACAGGAUAUUUUGACAGAAGCAGUACACACGGCAUUUGCAUCAUUAGUUAGGUGCAUUUCCUUAGAACUAGCCCCGGCCAUGUCACAGUUCAUGGCUGAUGCUGAUGAACCUGCUAAAGAAGCCGGAGUUCUUCAAAUAUUUUCAAGCACGAUGGCUUUACUUAGAAGAUGCAGAGUAAACGCAGCGCUCACAAUUCAACUAUUCAGUCAUCUAUUUCAUUCGAUAAAUGCAACGGCAUUUAACGCAUUAGUUUCAAACACAAACUUAUGUGUUAGAUGGUUCGGUCGGAGAUUGAAGGCGAGAUUGAAUGCCCUUGAAACCUGGGCAGAGAGGCAAGGUUUGGAACUCGCGAGUCAAUGUCACUUGGCAACGAUUAUGCAGGCUACACAUCUUCUUCAAGCACCAAAAUACAAUGCAGAGGAGCUUGCUACGUUAAGUUCAACCUGCUUUAAGUUGAAUUCUCUCCAAGUUAGAGCAUUAUUGCAAAAGUAUCAACCAGCUGCGGAUGAGCCAAGACUUCCAGCAGAAUUAAUAGAAAACGUAGUCAGAGUUGCAGAAAGUGUGGCAGAUACGCUUGCGCGUGCCGAUGGCAGAGAGAUUCGAUUAGAGGAAGAGUCUACGCUUGCAUUAGCACUUCUGCUUCCUGAGGAUGGAUAUAGUUGCGAGGUUAUUCGUGGUGUGCCUCCCGGAUUAGCAGAAUUUUUAACACCAUUACAACGUGAUGGUCUUUGCCGUAUGGCAUCACAACCUACUAGCAGCGGAUACUGGACUAUAUAUAUGAUAGAUCAUCAUAAUAAUUUUCGUAGUUCAAGCGCAAUGAGCAAUAGAUCCGGUGGCUAUUCUUGUCAUACAGGACCGAAUGGUGCUCAGCCCGAGAUACAUGUAAUAAAAUUACACAAAUCUACGAAUGGAAUGGGUUUGAGCAUUGUCGCAGCGAAAGGUGCUGGUCAGGACAGACUUGGAAUAUAUAUAAAGAGUGUAGUUGCUGGUGGUGCAGCUGAUGCUGAUGGCAGAUUAACAGCUGGUGACCAACUACUCAAAGUGGAUGGACAAAGUUUAGUAGGAAUUACUCAAGAAAAAGCUGCUGAAUAUUUAGUACGUACCGGUCCAGUAGUAACAUUGGAAGUUGCUAAACAGGGUGCCAUAUACCAUGGUUUGGCCACUUUAUUAUCGCAACCAUCACCAAUAAUGACCAGAGCAGCGCACAAGAUUCGACCCAAGUCCGAAAACUUGGAAGCUUCGACGGUGCAGGAAACAAACGAGCAACCAUCUACGUCACAUUCAAUGGGUAAUUUGUUGAGCGUUCCAAGGCAUGCGAUCGAUUCGGAACAUUCGACCGAUUCAGUACCAGGACCUCGUCGCAUGAGUGAACGAGACUUGCCAUCUCAGCUUGGACGCGACGCAACUGCACCGCAACAACAAAUGCAUACCAGCAAGUCCGUACCAGCAUUGCACAACGUAGGAACGGAUGGAAAACAACAGCACGAGGUAUUCAAUCCUGGUUACAGCAGAGCAUCGUCAAGUAACAGUGUUACACCCCCUGUUACACAGCCACCUCCACCUAUGACUACAAUCAACGGUUCGACAUCAUUACGUUCUCGUUCGAGUCAUAACUUGCAUGAUUCGACGAGAAUCGGUACAUUACCCCCGAGUGGUCUCGUGAGUAGACAACAGUCAUCACCGAAUUUGAAUCCUAGUCAAACAACGAAUAACAAUGGUACAAAUGCUAAUCUUGGGAUAGGUUCAAAUACUCUUCAAGGUAACGAAGCCGAAAGAUUUUAUCAAAACUUGAGCAUCUAUCGCAAUCAAGAUGCGACAACUAAACAACGACAUAGCCCGUCUCAACAUUCAGACGAUAGGAAUCCUCUACAAUUACAAAAGAAUUCGAGAGGUUCGCAAAAUUCUUUGAAUCGUCCAGGAACAUUCGAAAUGAAUCAAACCAGGGAUCGUCCAAUGUCUGCAUAUGUACCGCAACCUCAACAGCAACCUUAUAUUAUUGCUGGACAAUCGCAACAACAAGGCUGUACAGUACCUUCAAGAUCCCAAUCAUCUCGGGAUAUAAUACGACAAGAAGCAAAACUACAAGAAAUGCAAGAGGAAGUUCGAAGACGGGAAUUACGAGGUGGCAUUCCAGUUCCAUUGAAUCAGUAUCGAUCGACCGCGUAUAAUCUAAAAACAAAUAUGUCGGUUCAAUCGUCGAUUAGUUCUACUGUCCGACCUACAAAAUCUAUCGGUUCCCAACCAAAUUUGGGAUCAACUCCAUCAGUAACAGUGUCCACGCCAUCGAUUUCAGCAUCCGGUCAUGUUACCACGAAACAAGCGGGUCUUUCGAGUUAUGGUUACCUGGAUGCACAAUAUGGCUCAUACAUGGUUCAAUAUGGGAAAUCACCACACGUCCAUCAACAUCAACAUCAACAUCAAUCGCAACCCCAAUCUCAACAUCCGCAUCAACAUCAGCUUCAAUUUCAACAUCAAUAUCAGCAUCAACAUCCGCAUCAGCACCAACAUCAGCAUCAACAUCAACAACAUCAACAACAAAAUCUUGGACAUAUCCAAUAUGGACAUGGUGGUAUGACAUCGUCGAGAGGAAAAACUGAUUUAAUUCGUUUGCAACCGAAUGGAAUAUUUGAAUAUGGAAGAGAUCAAAAUUCUCGAGAUUUUGGAAAAUUAUAUAUGGAUCAAAAUCAAGUUUCUGUCGGAUCUCAGUAUUAUUUAAAUUCAGAAAUACGAAAUGAUCAUUAUACUAGUGAAAGUGGAAUAGGAAGAGCGCAAACUACGGAAGGAAAUUCAAUUUCUAAUGAAAUUCCUAUACGGCCUGUUCUAUCAGACGAAGGAUUUACAGAAAGUCCACCACCACCACCACCAAGCACUUCGACUCAUCCACUUUACAAUAAACAAUCAGAUUCGAGAUAUACUGCAAGCAUGCAGGAUCCUCCUCGUGGAGGAUAUUAUCCAGCAAAUGUAACUGGAACUGCACUACAACCACGUCAAUAUCAGUAUAGUGCUACGAAUCCAUGGCAACGCGAAGAAAAAGAAAGAGAACAAGCACGUAGAAGAGAAGCUGCGAGGCAGUGGCGAGAUCAACAAAUAGCAGAAUUGAGUGCAUUAUCUCACAGAACAUCGCAACAGGAAGAACAAUUACGAGCUCUACAGUUAGAAAGAGAUUUUCAGAAAAGGGCUGAAGAAGUUGCCAAUCAACAAGACGAUGAUGAAGAAAGUAAUGAUUUAGACACUGAGAAUGUACGAGUUCAGCAAAGCUCGCUUCGAACAACAAUGACGCAAGAUCGAAAUAAUUCAUUAGAGCAACAUCAUCUCAACUUGUCUAGAACCAAUGUAGCCAACCAGUCUGUCAGAGGAAAUCAUGUUACUCAGUCUCUUUGUGGAUCUUCAAUGCAUUCUACAAAUGUCAUAGCGGCACAUGGAAAUGGUACUACUCAACAAUGUUCGCAAAAUGUUGUAACCAGCUGUCUGCAGCAGCAACAACACCAUCAGCAACAGCAAGAUAAUUCUGGCACACAUUUAUUAUCAGAAUUUCAACACGAGAACGUUAAUCAAAUGCAAAAUACUACAGGACAAAUUUCAAUGUCAUCCUUGAUUCAUUUAGGCGGUUCACAAAAACCCCUUGGUUUAUCUCAAUCUAACGAGGAGAAAGAAGUGCAUCGCAAACAUGAAGAGAUUAAGCGGAAACAAGUCGAAUUUAACGAUAGUCAGUUAAAGAAGAAUGAGGAAGAAACCAGCAAACAACAAAUCCAACAAAUGUAUCAGCAGCAUUCACAACAAUCCCAAUCUCAUCUUAAAACUCAACAAUUACUGCAUCCCAGUAUGUUACGAUUAGAUAGUUUAAUCAUUAAUGGAUCAAAUGUAUCUUCCACGCAAAAUGGUACCAACGACGCACCUCUGCCACCAGAACGAGGUUCUAGUUAUGCAGUUAUGUCGCAUCAAAGCACCCUUAGAUCAAAUAAUGCAAACGCAUCUAAUAUAAUAACGUUAACAUCUCAACCGCAAUCGACAUCUGUUAAAAGAGUUUCCUUUCACGAUUCGAAUGCAAAUGUAGAAUGUAUUCAACGAAAUGUAUCGACUGGAAAUUUGAGUACGAAUCAAGCUGUGACUAUGGACGUCAUUACAGAAGAUCCAAAUAAUUUCAUAAAUGAUGCAGAAAUUUUAUUGGCAUCUCCAAAGACUCCUGAAGGUUCUAGUGGGCCUUCGAUUACUGGUAGCACACCUGGCGUAAUAGGUGCUCAGGAAGUAUACAAAGAUCCUAGACAAAGAAGGCUUGCAGAAAAGCAAAAACAGCAACAAAGUUCUCAAGUCGGACAAGUACCCGAGAAGCUCAGUUUUAAAGAAAAAAUGAAAAUGUUUGCAAUGGAAACUGGUGAAGAUGGGACUCCCCGGGAUAAGGUAAAAAUUUCACGUGCACAGCGCGAAAUAGAUAACAUUGGAAAUCCCACUACUGCUACUUUGAAUAGCAAUAACCACCACCAUCAUCACAACAACAACAACAAUAACAACAGCAACAAUAGUAGCGGAAGCAGCAACAGCAGUAACAAUCUGAAUAACAAUAAUGGCAGUAAUAUCAAUAAUAGCAGUAGUAAUCGACAACAAUAGAAGUUAAGACUGAAAAUUGAAACUUAUUUUCUUUAGAGUCAUAUUAAAUCAUUAAUGUGAAUGGAUUAGAUAUAACAAUGAUCUAUCCAAAACCAACUUGUCAUAUUUGAAGUAAAGUGGACUAUAUGUAUCAUAUUCAUAAUACCACUGUCUAUGAGCAUACAUGAAUCAUUCCAGCAAUUAUAUUUGCACUGUUUCCGACCAAAAGUAUGCUCUGAAAUUGAAUAUAAACACGUAGAAGGAUUAUCGACUAGAAUUAUUA
This is a messenger RNA of Eufriesea mexicana, 6377 nucleotides long. It is a transcript of the gene cno, whose product is annotated as adherens junction formation factor afadin. The record is from RefSeq and is a predicted model, not a curated record. Lineage: Eukaryota; Metazoa; Arthropoda; Insecta; Hymenoptera; Apidae. Gene Ontology annotation, biological process: regulation of protein localization. Gene Ontology annotation, cellular component: adherens junction. The coding region runs from base 293 to 6115 and encodes 1940 amino acids. The transcript is spliced from 23 exons. Gene Ontology annotation, molecular function: cell adhesion molecule binding.